UGAGUCGGAACAGGCUUCUCUCAGCCAGGCAUCUCCUCCAGUGGGACCCGCCAGCGCGCCCAGCAGCACCAUGUGGGUGACCAAACUUCUGCCAGUCCUGCUGCUGCAGCACGUCCUCCUCCAUCUCCUUCUGCUUCCCAUCCCCUAUGCAGAAGGACAGAAGAAAAGAAGAAACACACUUCAUGAAUUCAAAAAGUCAGCAAAGACUACUCUAAUUAAAGAAGACCCAUUACUGAAGAUAAAAACAAAAAAAAUGAACACUGCAGACCAAUGUGCCAAUAGAUGUAUUAGGAAUAAAGGACUUCCAUUCACUUGCAAGGCCUUUGUUUUUGAUAAAGCAAGGAAACGAUGCCUCUGGUUCCCUUUCAAUAGCAUGACAAGUGGAGUGAAAAAAGAGUUUGGUAUUGAAUUCGAUCUCUAUGAAAACAAAGACUACAUUAGGAACUGCAUCAUUGGCAAAGGAGGGAGCUACAAGGGAACCGUAUCUGUCACUAAGAGCGGCAUCAAAUGCCAGCCCUGGAAUUCCAUGAUCCCGCAUGAACACAGCUUUUUGCCUUCGAGCUAUCGGGGUAAAGACCUACAGGAAAACUACUGUCGAAAUCCUCGAGGGGAAGAAGGGGGACCUUGGUGUUUCACAAGCAACCCAGAGGUACGCUACGAAGUCUGUGACAUUCCUCAGUGUUCAGAAGUUGAAUGCAUGACCUGCAAUGGGGAAAGUUAUCGAGGUCCCAUGGAUCAUACAGAAUCAGGCAAGAUUUGUCAGCGCUGGGAUCAUCAGACACCACACCGGCAUAAAUUCUUGCCAGAAAGAUACCCUGACAAGGGCUUUGAUGAUAAUUAUUGCCGCAAUCCUGAUGGCAAGCCGAGGCCAUGGUGCUAUACUCUUGACCCUGACACCCCCUGGGAGUACUGUGCAAUUAAAAUGUGCGCUCACAGUACUGUGAAUGACACAGAUGUGCCUCUGGAAACAACUGAAUGCAUUCAAGGUCAAGGAGAAGGUUACCGGGGCACCAUCAAUACCAUCUGGAAUGGAAUUCCAUGUCAGCGUUGGGAUUCCCAGUAUCCUCACCAGCAUGACAUAACUCCGGAAAAUUUCAAGUGCAAGGACCUACGAGAAAAUUUUUGCCGAAAUCCAGAUGGAGCUGAGUCACCCUGGUGUUUUACCACUGAUCCAAACAUCCGAGUUGGCUACUGCUCCCAAAUUCCAAAAUGUGAUGUGUCAAGCAGACAAGAUUGUUAUCGUGGGAAUGGCAAAAACUAUAUGGGCAGUUUAUCCAAAACACGAUCUGGACUAACAUGUUCAAUGUGGGAGAAGAACAUGGAAGACUUACACAGGCAUAUCUUCUGGGAACCAGAUGCUAGUAAGCUGAAUAAGAAUUAUUGCCGGAAUCCUGACGAUGAUGCCCAUGGCCCCUGGUGUUACACAGGAAAUCCUCUCAUUCCAUGGGAUUAUUGUCCUAUUUCUCGUUGUGAAGGUGAUACCACACCUACAAUAGUCAACUUAGACCAUCCUGUAAUAUCUUGUGCCAAAACAAAACAACUGCGAGUUGUAAACGGAAUUCCAACACGAACAAAUGUAGGAUGGAUGGUUAGUUUGAAAUACAGAAAUAAACAUAUCUGUGGAGGAUCAUUGAUAAAGGAAAGUUGGAUUCUUACCGCAAGACAAUGUUUCCCUUCUAGAAACAAAGACUUGAAAGAUUAUGAAGCAUGGCUUGGGAUUCAUGAUGUCCGCGGAAAAGAUGAGAAGCGCAAACAGGUUCUAAAUGUUUCCCAGCUGGUAUAUGGGCCCGAAGGAUCAGAUCUGGUAUUACUGAAGCUUGCUAGGCCUGCUGUCCUGGAUGAUUUUGUUAGUACAAUCGAUCUACCUAAUUAUGGAUGCACCAUUCCAGAAAAAACCACUUGCAGUGUUUACGGAUGGGGUUAUACUGGAUCAAUCAGCUCUGAUGGUCUAUUACGAGUAGCACAUCUCUAUAUUAUGGGGAAUGAGAAAUGCAGCCAAUACCAUCAAGGGAAGGUGACUCUGAAUGAGUCUGAAAUAUGUGCAGGCGCCGAAAAUAUUGUGUCAGGACCUUGUGAGGGAGAUUAUGGUGGCCCUCUUGUUUGUGAACAACAUAAAAUGAGAAUGGUUCUUGGUGUUAUUGUUCCUGGUCGUGGAUGUGCCAUUCCAAAUCGUCCUGGCAUUUUUGUCCGAGUAGCAUAUUAUGCAAAAUGGAUACAUAAAAUUAUAUUAACAUAUAAGAUACCACAGUCAUAGCUGAUGUAACUGUGUCUGAAGCUUCCAUCAGUACAAUCCUCUUUUACAUGAAGAUUUCGGAGAACAUGGAAUUAAAAUGUCACUGAAAACAAUCUUAGAUAACUACUUGAGUGUCAUGUUUGUUAAGAUACUCAUUAAUAUUUAUGGGUGUUUUCUGUUGUUUUGUUUGUCAGUGUUACUUUGUAAAUGUUGAAGUGAAUUAAGGUACAUGCAAGUAUAGUAACAUAUCUCCUGAAGAUACUUGAAUGGAUUAAAAACUGCAAAGGUAUAAUUGCUGGAUGAUAAAAGACUUAAUGGAAAAGUUCAAUUGCUCUCUCUACGCUGCUUUCCAAGAUUAAUUUCUUAAUAAUGAAUAAACCAUGAAUUAAACAUUAUUUUAAUCCCACAAAGACUAUUUAUACCUCUGUCCUUAAACUGUAACUCUAUAUUAAAUUAUAUUACCUUUCAUAUGCAAUACAUUAUAUUUCAUUCAUUCCUUCUCACUGUGUAUCCGUAAUACUGGUACACAUACUUUUUAUGAAUUCAUUACCUAUAUAAUCCCACCUGGGUACACAUGUGCAUGCACUAGAGUUCAAAUUGUGGUAUAUCUAAUGUAACCUCUAAAUAUUUUGAGUGCUUACCUAUAGUUUGUCCUUAUGAGAAAACUAUAAAUGUCUAAAGACCAGUAGAAAUUUUAAAGAAAGGUGAAAGACAGAAGUGACCAACUCAUUUUCUAGGAAAAAAAAUCUGCAGAUAAUCUACUGGUUGGCAUUUAAAAUGUGGCAAUGACCCACAAAAUUAAGUAAUGCCUAACAUAGGUGUUUAUAUAUAUUUAUCAUCCUACUAAUUAUGUAGUUUCGAAUUCUUAAAGGGAAGAGGGUAAUAUGUGUAUUAUAAUUAUUUCUUUCGUUCAAAUUUAGGGACACUUAUUUAUGAAAGAUAUGCUUAGAUCUACUUUCCUAAAGCAUCUUUUAUUCUUAGAUAAUUGUUUAAUUGAAGCUUAAAAGGGUUUUGGUCUUUAAAAUGCAUUUAAGUAGGUUAAUUCUAAGACUUGCUGCUGUGAUUGGCUUGUAGCUCAUCUUCUUUGAAUUUUUAAAGAAUAUUUCAAAGGAAAAUUUCCAUACUAUCCUCAAAGAUUUAUUGAGACUUUCAUCAAACUAUGCAUUACAGUACAGAUUGAA
This is a messenger RNA of Suricata suricatta (meerkat), 3414 nucleotides long. It is a transcript of the gene HGF, whose product is annotated as hepatocyte growth factor. Gene Ontology annotation, biological process: proteolysis; hepatocyte growth factor receptor signaling pathway; negative regulation of apoptotic process. The record is from RefSeq and is a predicted model, not a curated record. Bases 71 to 2254 code for a protein of 727 amino acids. Lineage: Eukaryota; Metazoa; Chordata; Mammalia; Carnivora; Herpestidae. Gene Ontology annotation, molecular function: signaling receptor binding; serine-type endopeptidase activity. The transcript is spliced from 18 exons.